CGUUGGAGCAGCAGCAGCAGGGGCGGAAAAGGCGGGAGGAGUUUGCCGCUUCCGCGUCCGCGUCACAGUAGCAGAAGCACAAAAUACAAGGGCAAAAUGGAAGAUAAGUUAAUUUUAGCUGUAUUUAACUACCCAGAGUUGUACAACGUCACUUUACCGAAUUACCGUUGCACGGAAAGUCGCAUAAACGCGUGGAGAAACAUCAGCAUGGCACUUGGUCACCCAUCCCAGGAGUGCAAAAGAAAAUGGAAAAACCUGAGAGACCGCUACCUGAAGGAGGUCCGAAUGGAGCUCAAGAGCAAGAAGCAGGGCGAGUUUGUACAAAGCAAAUGGAAAUACAGACAGCUGAUGAACUUUAUCGGCCCCUUCACCGGGUCCAGAGUGGGCGUGAUGGACCCCUGUGGCAACGAGGACGACAACGAACACGAAUCCGGUAGCGCGGAGGGAGACGCCACUCUACCAGAGUCGAUUAAGACGCCUUCAAAUAUUCCAAAAGCUGCUGCGAGUCCGCCUGAGCAAAAAGCUCCCCUGGCCUUCGUAACGCAGCUCCCCACGCUGUCCCAGGACACAGAGCUGACCCAGCUGGCCAUGGUGGCCAAGAUGACCCCCGUCUCCCAGAUAACCCCCGCCAGCACCGCUGGACGCAAACGGACUUUGUUGUCGACGUCGUCGUCUUCUCCCCAGAGCGCGGACCCGUCGGCGAAGUGGCAGGCGAAGGACGGGGGCGGCCCGUUCUCCACCAGGCCGCGGCAGGACGAGGACGAACUGUUUCUGCUGAGCUUCGUUCCCGCUCUGAAGCGUCUGGCCCCGCAGAAGAGGUGCGAGACGAAGAUGAAGAUCCAGCAGAUCAUGUACGAAGCCGAAUUCAACGUGCAGGACAAAAAGGCGCCGCAAGAGACGUAGAGACGGCGAAAGUCUCGAUAAAUCCUCUUUUCCUGGCAGUCCAGCGCGGUUCAGGCUAAGCUGUCUUUUAUAUAGAGCUGCGCGUUUUGAUUUGUGUAUUUAUUAGACGACUCCUGCGGUGAUAAAUGAGUAAUAAACAAACAAAAGACAACUCAUAACUUCUUCAUAAAGCUUUACUGUCAGUCCAGGAAAUGAACAAUUAGAAAAGUUAUCCCGUUUUCAGAUAGGUUUCAUUUUAAUCUUUGUAAUCUACAAUAUUUUACAUUUAAUUACAGUGAAAAUCAGGAGAAAAACGUUUGAAAGAAGGGAUUUAAUCUGCUAAGAAGCAGAACAAACAAUCCAUUAUGUACUUGUAAUGAUAGCAGUUCUGGUAGUUGGGCCUUUCUGAUAAAUCACAGAGACAAAUAAUCAGGAAAGUGCUCAAAACGUCACCAAUCUGGGUACAAACCAGUACGCAACGACCCAAAGAAUAGAAAAAGGGGCGAGCACUCAACUUUCUUUUUAAGGCUUGAAUAAAACCCGUCUGAUUUGGGUCACUAAAUUAAGACUUGUGUUUUGGAAACCAGGACAAA
Molecule: messenger RNA, 1475 nt
Organism: Fundulus heteroclitus (mummichog)
Lineage: Eukaryota; Metazoa; Chordata; Actinopteri; Cyprinodontiformes; Fundulidae
Exons: 2
Coding region: 97-903 (268 amino acids)
Biological process (GO): regulation of transcription by RNA polymerase II
Cellular component (GO): nucleus; transcription regulator complex
Molecular function (GO): DNA binding
Source: RefSeq, a predicted model, not a curated record